AUGUCACAAAGUGAUGUGGACUUUCUCUCAAACUGGAGAUCAGGCAAUAGAGGGGCAACAGCAGGAGGAAGUUUGGCUGACAAGGCAAAAUCGAUUUUCUCGUCGGCAAAGGAGGCUGUUGAAGAUGGAUAUGAUAGGGCAUACCAUGUUCUACCUAUGACAAGUGAUGAUAUUUCCCAGGAAGAGCCUUCAUGGUUUCAUAUGUCUCGUUUUGAGCGAUAUAUGGCAUUUGGGCUCUUCAUGCUAGGUUCUGCGGUGUGCUUUAUAUUGGGAUUCCUACUUUUCCCUGUUCUCACGCUAAAACCAAGAAAAUUCGCCAUGCUUUGGACACUUGGAUCACUACUUUUUGUUCUUAGCUUUGGCUGCUUGCAAGGUCCCUCUAAUUAUUGUCGCCACUUGAUCUCCAAAGAGAGGCUUCCGUUCACAUGCGUUUUUUUCGGCAGUGUGCUGGCCACAAUAUACUGUGCCUCAAUACUUCGGUCCACUGUAUUAACUCUCGUUACAGGUAUUGUUGAGAUUUUUGCAGUUCUUUACUACACGAUAAGCUAUUUCCCAUUUGGUGCACAGGGGUUAAAUAUUAUUACCAAUGCGGGGGUUCAUCAGAUUGGAAGCAUGGUUGGUGUGUAG
This is a messenger RNA of Brettanomyces bruxellensis, 627 nucleotides long. RefSeq lists its product as uncharacterized. The coding region runs from base 1 to 627 and encodes 208 amino acids. Gene Ontology annotation, cellular component: membrane. Gene Ontology annotation, biological process: vesicle-mediated transport. NCBI's taxonomy places the organism in Eukaryota, Fungi, Ascomycota, Pichiomycetes, Pichiales, Pichiaceae. The record is from RefSeq and is a predicted model, not a curated record. The transcript has a single exon.